Messenger RNA from Labeo rohita (rohu), 1110 nucleotides. RefSeq lists its product as uncharacterized. The record is from RefSeq and is a predicted model, not a curated record. The transcript is spliced from 5 exons. Gene Ontology annotation, biological process: response to bacterium. Bases 99 to 731 code for a protein of 210 amino acids. Lineage: Eukaryota; Metazoa; Chordata; Actinopteri; Cypriniformes; Cyprinidae.
AUCCUAUCAGUCACUGAGAUGGAGCAAGCAAUAGUUAUUGUCUUCAUGCUUGUGUUUUGUUCUGUGAACAGCAGAGAGUGUUUGGAACAGAAGUGGACAUGAGAGUUAAAGCAGGAGACAACAUCACUCUCUACUGUGACUGUGUUGUGCCAUAUGGAUCACACAUUUUUUGGUGGAGAAACUGCUCACAUGAGCAUCAACCAUCUCUGUUAAUAGAGGCUACUAACCUGUUCAUGGGGAUGUUUUCACGUUUUAAUUUUGUGCUCAACAGCUCCAGUAACUCCUAUGAUCUACAUAUUACAAACAUCAGUAUCUCUGAUGAGGGACUGUAUUUCUGUGCAAUAAAAGAAAGAAAAGCACAUGAUGUGAACAGCAUCACAAGCUCGGAGUACAAGUUUGGAAACAGAAGUACUCGACUAUCUGUUUUGGAGCCAGUGUCUCCUCAUGUCGAGAGGUUCAACAGCACCUUAACACCUCCUGUAACAGACCUCUGCUGGAAGCUGCUGUUCAGUGUGUGUCCAGUCUGUGUUCUUCUCUUCUCCAUCUGUGUGUUCUGCCUCUGUCAGAGAAAAACUACAGUUUCUACAGCUACGCAGACGGAGAGCAGACAUUAUGAGAGUGAAGAUGAAGUGUGCUACGCAUCAUUGAACACACUUUCCAUGCUGAAGAAAAAGACACUGCAGAAUUCAGACUUUUGUACUUACACUGAGGUCAGAACAAAAAGAACAUAAGCUAAAAAGAAGAGGAUUCUGGAACUCUCGUUUACCCUUGGUCAUUCUAAACCGCGAUUAGACACACAUUUCAGACUGUUCAUAAUUAACCCGAAGUUGAUAAACCCUGUGUAUACAGGAACGUAGGUUUCACCCGAUACAUCCCUAGGUUGCGUUCUUAUUUGCAUAUUUGCAGUGUCGGGGACAUUGAUGGGAGUUUUUCCUAAAUGGACUUUCGAACUAUAAAGGUAAGAAUGAAACGGGCUCUUCUUUACCUCUUCAUUGACAUGUUUUUUUUUACCAUUUUAUAUUUUUUUUAGACGCCUGUAAAACCCAGGGUUCAGCGCAAUGUGAAAAGCCCAAAUCAUUAAAGAUCAGUGUUAGGGGUUCGGCAUUACAA